AGGUUGUCGUUUUUCACCGAGUUCCGAUAGCUGCGGAUAUUAAAUCGGAAACCCUUAUUACCUCUCCCCUCAAUAGACUUAUCUCCGUUUCGAAAAAUGCUCAAUUUAAAGCAAGGAUUUAAAAAAUGCUGAAACAAGUUUUACAGGAGUUUCAUUCACCAUGUUCCUAAAUAAAAGUGAUCGAUAAUAUUUUUCUUUUGAAAGAACAAAAAGUGUAGCGAAUCAGUUAUGAUUACAAUAAUAACUAAUUUACAUACGCUUGAAUAGUGUGUGAAAUUGAGAGCAUAAAAUGACGUAACCAUGUCAGGCGGCAACUCAUCAAAGGGCAAGUCCCACGCCCGCCACUCCGGCUGGGAGGAGGCGGGGGGAGAGUUCUACCAAGAAUUAUACCCUGGUGCCGAGCAAGAACUAUUCGAUAACCUACAGCGAGCCGAUGCUAACAAACUAGCAACGCUAUUGCCAUCCAAACAAGCCCGAACUACGACAGUGAAACGUGUGCGGUCUCAGAAUGAACGAAGACAAUCCACCUACGCGCGCACCACGCAGAGCCGCGACAUACAUCUGUCUAUGUUGCCGGACCUAUCAGAGAACCUGUCAAAUGAGGAACGAACAUGGGAGGAGAUCAUGCAGAUCAAGGCCAUGCCGGUGCCCAUGACCCAAAAAAGGGACCUCAAGGCCAGGCUACAGAAUGCUACAAAACUCCGCCUCGUUGGUUUCGAGCAGCUCCAAUGGCGUCAAAGAAAAGUAUGGCAUCGCUUCCGUAUCCGGUUCACAGAAGUAAUGGGAAAACUGGAACUUUGGCAGUCCCCCAUGCGAGAGAUAGAGGGCAGCUUCGGCACUGGUGUAGUAUCAUACUUCCUAUUCCUACGUUGGUUACUAUUCCUAAACCUAGUAAUAUCACUAGUAGUAGUUACCUUCCUAAUAUUACCAAAGACUUUACUAGUCGAAGACACUCAAGAAUGUAAUGAGAACUUCCCUAACUCGACUGAAUGUUGCUCCGAAGCGUAUUUGGAAAAGAAUUUAACUGACAGUAAUAUUUUUUUUGAUGUAAUACAAGGCACUGGAUGGAUGGAAAGGACCUUCUUGUUCUACGGUGUGUAUAGCAACCAAAUAUAUACGUACUUCUUAGAGGGUUUGCUGAAUUCAGGUAUGUAUUAUAACAUGCCCUUGGCUUAUAUAUUAGUACCUAUCUCUUGGGCGUUAUUAUCUUUGAUAGCUAUAGUCAAAACCGGAGCGAAAGGAUUCAAAGAAAGGUUAGUAGAAAGCGAGGGACAAUUCUACAUGUAUUGUAACCUGGUGUUUGGGGGAUGGGAUUUCUGCAUACAUAAUGAUAAGUCGGCGAAAAUAAAACACAAAGCGAUAUACAACGAAGUCAAAGGAUGUCUUGAACAGGAGAGGUUUAAAGAGGAAAAGCAACUUAGAAGCAAGGAAACUCAAAUACUGUUGCAUUUAAAACGAAUUUUCAUCAAUUUGAUCGUGUUUGCCAUAUUAAUAGCUUCAGGCAUACUUAUCUAUUUAACAUUUAACUAUACUAUAGAUAAACUCGGAGAGUUAUUAACAGACUCGAAUUUGCAAUCGAAUUACGAAUCUGCUAAUGCAACGCAAGCGCAACCUAUAACCUUAAGAUUAUUCAGAGAAGGAUCAUAUUCCUUUAGCCAGUUGCAAACCACCUUACUCGAGUUUCUUCCAUACAUUUGCAUCGUCGCUUUGAAUAUUAUUGUACCAGAACUAUUCAGCUAUUUAAUCAAAUUUGAAGAUUAUACUCCAGCGAGUGUUAUAAUAGUAACAUUGCUCAGGACAGUACUGCUCAGACUAUCUUCCUUAGGCGUUCUAUUAAGCCAAAUAUAUCACAGAAUCACAGGGAAACACGGUGGAGUUUGUGCAUAUAACAACGAUGAUUCUCUUGCCUUAGAAUGCUGGGAAACUUACGUAGGCCAACAACUGUACAAGUUGAUACUUACCGAUUUCGCGUUGCAAUUCUUCACAACAUUCUUUAUCAAUUUACCUAGAGCUUUCAUAGCUCGGCAUACUGUUAGUCGGUGCUUUAAAAUCAUUGGCGAACAAGAUUUUUAUUUACCUAAACAUGUGUUAGACAUAGUUUAUACGCAAACUAUAAUCUGGAUGGGUACUUUCUUCUGUCCAUUUCUACCUAUAAUCGGGACUGUGUUUUACUUUAUAAUAUUCUACGUGAAAAAAUUCACUUGCUUGGUCAAUUGCACGCCUUCACCAGUUGUGUAUAAAGCGUCUAAAUCCAAAAGUCUUUUCAUGUCAGUGUUGCUACUAGGUUUCGUUGUGUCUAUCGUCCCGGUGGCUUAUUCUAUCGCUGAAAUAUAUCCUUCAGUUAACUGUGGACCUUAUAGAGGUUUGACAACUGUUUGGUCAUUCGCUGUACACACUUUCGUAAGUUUACCGCCCGCUAUAAGAGAGUUCGUCUUCUUCAUAGGAACGUCCACUUUCGCGAUUCCAGCGUUCGCUGUUAUGCUUUUCGCUUUAUACUACUAUUGGGCUGUAGCGGCAGCCAAUAGGCAUAUGGUGGUAGUUUUAAAGAAUCAACUAGUCCUCGAAGGGCAUGAUAAGCAGUUCUUACUGAACAGAUUGAGCGCGUUCAUAAGACAGCAUCAGAAAAGGUGUGAGAGGAGGAAUAGAGCCAGUUUUGCAGACGACGAUUCGUCUAUUAGGCAGAGUUCUAGGUAGUCUGGUUUUUAGGGUUCCGUACCCAAAGGGACCCUAUUAAAAAGACUCCACUGUCCGUCUGUCUGUCUGUCACCCGGCUGUAUCUCAUGAUCCGUGAUAGCUAGACAGUUGACAUUUUCGCAGAUGAUGUAUUUCUGUUGCCGCUAUAACAACAAAUACUAAAAAGUACGGAACCCUCAGUGGGCGAGUCCGACUCACACUUGUCCGGUUUUAAGCGAUGUUAGAACUUAUUGUACAGUACUGUUACGUCGCUGGCGCUAAAAAAUCUACACACAAUAGGGAAUAUGACGCGAAACUGCGUAGAGGGCGUCACUAGCACGAUCACAGGGCCUACCGCGAAACACGAAAAUCGAAAGUUAGGUUUCUGCCUCUCUAUCACUCUUGCAAAUUCGAUCGAUAGAGAGGCAGAUAACGAAAUUUCGAUUGUAAGCAAACCGCCUUGAUGCAUUAACGUCACAGUGAGAACUUGUCAAAAAACUGUUUAAGGUACAUUAUGUAUAAGUUACUCUAUGGUUUUCAAUAGGUGCUAGUGCUGCACUCUGGCGGCAGAAUUUUGCAGUAAUACUCCCUAUUGUGUUUAAAGUCCGUCUAAGCUAACUUUGUACCGACUUAAAAAGAACAAACUAAGAAAGCGUCAUUAUAUUCGUCAUUAUUUUAUAGAAAUUUGACAUUAAAUGUUUGUCUUUGCCACACUCUGUCAUUGUAAAUGCCAUGCAGAGUUAGCUUGGUCCGAAUCUAUCAAAAAAAGUAGUGUAUAUUUUAAAAUCUUUUCGCACGCUUAUACGUUGAGACUAUCUUGGUGUUUACUUCAAGAUUUGUUGUAUUUUACUCUAAAUUAUUAUGAAGGCAUGAAUGAUUUCAAGAAUUAUAUUACACGGUAAACAUUUUUGCAUUGCUAAAAAUAAAAUAAAAGAGAUAUACAUGUAUAAUAAACAUAUUGUACGGAUGUAUCUUUCUCUAAAAGAUUUGUAAGAUAAGUAAUAUCAGAAAUUGAAUGAAAUAUCGGUGUAUAUUAUGUAAUAAGAUGAUUUUGAAGACUUGUUCUUAUCGAAAUUAUGUCAAACAUCGAUUUGACUAUAGCCCCAAAUUAUUUAUAUUAUAAAUUAUUUAUUUCUAAUACGUGUUUUUAUACAUUGUCCUUUUUUAUAAAUUUUCGCUCACAUUAUCUUCCAUUUUACGCGAAUUCUCUUUUUAAUAUUUAAAUUUUGUAUUAUAACUACUGUAAUU
Molecule: messenger RNA, 3921 nt
Organism: Cydia strobilella
Lineage: Eukaryota; Metazoa; Arthropoda; Insecta; Lepidoptera; Tortricidae
Product: transmembrane channel-like protein 7
Exons: 5
Coding region: 301-2694 (797 amino acids)
Cellular component (GO): plasma membrane
Molecular function (GO): mechanosensitive monoatomic ion channel activity
Source: RefSeq, a predicted model, not a curated record